Messenger RNA from Andrographis paniculata, 913 nucleotides. Its product is annotated as histidine-containing phosphotransfer protein 1-like. NCBI's taxonomy places the organism in Eukaryota, Viridiplantae, Streptophyta, Magnoliopsida, Lamiales, Acanthaceae. Gene Ontology annotation, molecular function: histidine phosphotransfer kinase activity; protein histidine kinase binding. Gene Ontology annotation, biological process: cytokinin-activated signaling pathway; phosphorylation; phosphorelay signal transduction system. The record is from RefSeq and is a predicted model, not a curated record. Bases 254 to 718 code for a protein of 154 amino acids. Gene Ontology annotation, cellular component: cytoplasm; nucleus. The transcript is spliced from 6 exons.
AGCAUUAAUAUUUAUUAACUUUAGGGAUCCUUUUCUCUCUUUCUUCUUUCUCUCCUUCGACUGGUUUGCUGUUUCAGUUUGAGUCAGUGCACUUCACAUUAAAUUCACCAAAUCCCCAAUCCAAAAAUUUCACGAUAUCCUUUCCUACUUAUUCUUCUUUCAAGAUCUGCAAAAUCCCAACUAAUCUUUACACACCAAUUUUCAAGCCCACUUUUACUACAAAUUUGUCUGAGGAUUAGUUUUCUUUGAAGAUAUGGAGGUGGAUCAGUUGCAGAGGAGUUUUCGUGAUUACACUAAUGCUUUGUUUCGUGAGAAUUUCUUGGAUGGGCAGUUUGGACAGCUGCAACUUCUGCAAGAUGAAAGCAACCCUGAUUUUGUAGUGGAAGUUGUGUCCCUUUUCUUUGAGGAUUCUGAGAGGCUUCUUAAUGAUCUUACAACUGCCCUGGAUCAGCAAAAUGUGGACUUCAAGAAGAUUGAUGCUCAUGUUCAUCAGCUUAAGGGCAGUAGCUCAAGCAUUGGGGCACAGAGGGUGAGAAAUGCCUGCACUGAUUUCAGAAGCUUUUGUGAAGUGCAAAAUGUUGAAGGAUGCCUCAAAUGCUUGCAAAAUGUUAAACAAGAAUACUUGCUAGUGAAGGCCAAGCUCGAGGCACUAUUACGGUUAGAGCAGCAGAUUUUGGCAGCUGGUGGAACAGUUCCUAUGCUGGAUUACAUCGCCUGAACCGAGAAAAGUCUUUCAAACAUCAUCGACAACAACAGCGGUUUUCUGUGAUGGUUUUAUAGUAUCACUGUCCUAAAGAGUAAGGUUGUGUGGUGUCUCUUGUAUGCAAAUUUUUAUUAGAAAAUAACAGCUGCUGCUACUUGUUCUUGUUUGUUCUAAACAACAGCAUCAUGGGAACUUCUCAUUGUUAAUAAA